AUGGCGAUGCGGCCUCAAGCUGACGACCCUGGACGACUUCAAGACUUGGCAUCAAAGUUGACGAUGGACUGCCGAGUGGCUCGUUUAACAACUUACACUCCAAGCCAGUUCAAGACCAUCAAUCCACCGACACUCGUUCUCAUGAAGUUUAAACUUACUAUUCUCGGGCUGGCUGUCCUAGCCUUUGCAAAGCCUCAAACUCCUCCUGACCCUCCUCCAUCUUCUUCUGGACCACCAAAUGAUCCAGCUCCAGCUCCAGUCCCAGUCCCUACAACAACUCAGCCAGCUCCGCCUCCUCCUUCAACUCCAGCUCCUGCCAAUCCAAGCAAGCAGCCAACUCCUGAAGGACCAAUCUGCGAAUGCGGAUAUACCUACUGUGCUAAAGUCCUUAAGGCUAUGGAAAAGCCAUGGAGUGAUGGUCAACUAUCUACGGCGUACUGCAAGACUCCUAAUGCCGUUUGUAACGAGAUGACUCCGGCCAGCAAUGUCGAGAAUGCUUUAUUCAUCUGCCUAUGCGACGAACCUGAGCAAAAGGUUGGAGAUCAUCUUGAACUUCUCUGUGGCUGCGAUGCAUGUCUCAAUGUUGGACCAGACUUUAGAGGACGCUGCAAGAGCCCCUGCAAGGCUGGCCAUGCUAGUAGUGGAGGAUCAGGCGGUGGUGAUGGUAGAGAAGGCAAGAUCAGAGGUAGCAAUCGAUUGGGAUUUUGGUACUAG
Fusarium coffeatum is the source of this 714-nucleotide messenger RNA. RefSeq lists its product as uncharacterized. The record is from RefSeq and is a predicted model, not a curated record. NCBI's taxonomy places the organism in Eukaryota, Fungi, Ascomycota, Sordariomycetes, Hypocreales, Nectriaceae. The coding region runs from base 1 to 714 and encodes 237 amino acids. The transcript is spliced from 3 exons.